AUGCCAACGCUCUCGGGCAAGAAGUGCCAGGCAUUCAGCACAGAGGAACGUGGCAUGGAUUUCCAGUUCCUGCAUGUCUUUUCUGCAAGGAACAUUUCCCGCAAGUGCCUGCAAGACACGAACGAAUUCCUUUCUGACCUGAACUCAGCGGAACCCAAAGAAUAUGCGCUCAGAAUGUAUGACUCCGUGGGGAAGCUUGGGAGCAACGUUCUGAGUGGAAAUGUACACCGGCUGGGCUCCUACAGCGAGUGCCUCUCUGCUCGAGCUCCCGGGGGCCACUUCCGUGGGCAGUACUGCAAGCUGCACAUUCGGCAGGACGGCACCGACUACAGCGUGGGGGUGUGCGUCCCUGACUCUUGCUCCAAAGAGGAGGUGACAAGGAUGUCUUUGCUGGGUAUUUUGAAAUUCCGAGGCGCUCCGUUUGAGGCCCCUUCCCUCACUCUCUUUGCACAGAAUUCUUCCUCCUUGGUUCGCAGGCGUGCGGCCAGGUGUGCGUCUGGAAAGUUCCCCCUGGACCUGUUUGCAGCCGUGUGUCUGUUCUUCACCCUGCUGGGUCCCGCCCUGCCUCUGGCUGGAACCUUCUAUGUAGCCUUCCGGGGCGGGGCAGCAUCUUCCGAGCCCCGGGCACCGCCAGCCCAUUAUGGGAGCCUGCACCUGAGCGACCGGCUGCGGAGCGGGCAGAGGGACAGCACGCUGGGCCCAGGGGUCCCCAGCCAAGAACGAAGGUUCCCCGAGGCCGUGGCCCAUGUGCUGAUUUGCCUUUCUUGGCAGAAGAGUGUGUCGACCGUCUGGACGCCGGAGACACCCGGAAGCACAUGCCCAGCACUGGACGGCAUCCGGGCCUUGAGUCUCCUCUGGGUCAUGUCCGGGCACACCGCUCAGAUGACCGCGUGGCUGUCUUUGGAUAACGUGCUCGAGUGGAAGAGCAGGGUCCCCCGGAGCCCGCUGCACCUCUACUCGCGGAGUGGCCCCUUCUACCUGGCCGUCGACACCUUCUUCCUCAUCAGCGGCUGGUUAAGUGCAAAGUCACUUUUCAAGCUGCUCCAGAAUUCAGAGGAUGGGAUAACACCCAAGUUCCUACUCAGAUACUUCCUCGGACGCCUUAUGAGGCUGCAGCCCCUUCACCUGUACUCCGUGUGCCUGUCGGUGACCCUGUUCUCGCUCGUGCCCUGGGGUCCCGUGUGGGAGGUGCCCCAGUUCCACCUGGACAGCUGUCGCAGGGCUUGGUGGACGAACUUGCUGCUGCUGAAUAACUUCCUGUCGGUCAGCCGGGCGUGCAACGGCUGGACAUGGUACCUGGCCAAUGACCUCCAGCUCCAUCUCUUGGCACCGGUCCUGGUCUUUGUCCACAGAAAAAGCAAACGCCUCCUGGUCGCCGUAGGGACCCUGUUGCUGCUGGCGUCCUUCACAGCCACUGCCCUGCUCACCCUGCUCUACCGCCUGCCGGUGGCAGAUCCGUCGGAGGCCAGUGAGGACGUGUCUGUGCUGUACUUCCUGGAGUACUACACCAAGCCCUACUGCCGCUGCGGCCCCUUCCUCCUGGGCCUCUUUCUGAGCCUGUUCGUGCACCAAAGCCCCCCGGCUACUAUCAGAACCAAGGCGCAGGCCAUGCUUGGCUGGAUGUGCUCGCUGUCUGGGCUGUUUGUUGCCGUCGCACCUGCGUACAUGGCAGAUGACUCCUCAGCUAUCACCCCAGUGGCCACCGCACUCUACCAGGCCACGCACCGGACCCUGUGGGCAGCGGCUGUGGGCUGGGUGCUGUUUGCUUGCCGGCAAGGCUACGGAGGUCUGGUGAACCGGCUGCUUUCUUGCGGCCUCUGGCACUUUCUGGCCAGCAUCAGCUACGCCUGCUACUUGGUGCACCCCAUCCUCAUCAUUCUCUACAAUGGGCUCCAGGAGACGCUGAUUCACUACACAGACACCAACAUGCUCUACCUCUUCCUGGGACACUGCUCGCUCACCUUCACCGCGGGGCUGGCGCUGACGCUGCUGGUUGAGAAGCCAUGGCAGGAAGUUCGGCGGAGCCUACUGGGGGCCAGUCCUGCAGGGCCAUGA
Messenger RNA from Sorex fumeus (smoky shrew), 2055 nucleotides. Its product is annotated as O-acyltransferase like protein-like. The transcript is spliced from 16 exons. The record is from RefSeq and is a predicted model, not a curated record. The coding region runs from base 1 to 2055 and encodes 684 amino acids. NCBI's taxonomy places the organism in Eukaryota, Metazoa, Chordata, Mammalia, Eulipotyphla, Soricidae. Gene Ontology annotation, molecular function: acyltransferase activity, transferring groups other than amino-acyl groups.